Messenger RNA from Hemisphaericaspora subhashii, 1743 nucleotides. RefSeq names its product DPH2. Gene Ontology annotation, biological process: protein histidyl modification to diphthamide. Bases 1 to 1743 code for a protein of 580 amino acids. NCBI's taxonomy places the organism in Eukaryota, Fungi, Ascomycota, Pichiomycetes, Serinales, Debaryomycetaceae. The record is from RefSeq and is a predicted model, not a curated record. The transcript has a single exon. Gene Ontology annotation, molecular function: 2-(3-amino-3-carboxypropyl)histidine synthase activity.
AUGGCAACAAGUGAAGAGAUAGUAGCACCUUCAUUAUCAACAUAUCAAGAUGAAUCUACCUUCAUCACUUUUGAUGAAAUUAAAUCAACCAAAAAGGAAAGACCUUAUCUCGGAUUACAGAACCCUGAUGACCCCGAAGAAUUAAAAUCAAAAAUAUAUGAAUAUUAUUCUCUAACUGAGCUUAUCAAAUUCUUAAAUCAGAAGCAAGAAGAUGGAGAAGUUAGAUAUAAGCGAAUAACCCUUCAGUUUCCAGACAGUUUGAUUCCUGAUUCAGCUACUAUUGUCUAUGAACUUCAACGGGAAUUACGACUUGAAGUAACCCCUUCAUCAUCAACACCAGUUGAAUCCAAUGAGUCAUGCGGAUGCGGAAAUCAGAGUCAAUGUGAUAAUAAAAGUAGCAGAGAAUCAGGACAAAGGUUGUGGAUAUUAGCAGACACAUCAUAUUCUUCUUGUUGUGUAGAUGAAGUUGCUGCCGAGCAUGUCCAUAGUGAUUUGGUUGUUCAUUUCGGUGAUGCUUGUUUGAAUGAUAUUGACAAAUUACCAGCGGUUUAUAUAUUAGGAAAACCCAAGGUUGAUCUAGACAAGUUGUUGGAACAAUUUAAGUCGAGAUAUGAGGAUAAACAAGGGAAGAUUGUUCUUAUGGCCGAUGCUCCACAUACUUGGAUCUUUCAUGAUUUGUAUAAUUGUUUAAAAGAUGAAUAUCCAAAUGUUGUAAUUGCAGAUCUAUACAUCAACCCAAACUCAAAAGCCAACAUAAUUGGCUAUACUCCAUCCACCACUACCACCUCCACUGGACUCCAAAAAUUCAACCGUCAAUUCCUGAUCGACAACAACGAAGUCGACUUCUCAGAAUAUGACCUCUUCCACAUUACCCAACCAGCCACACCACGUCUUCUCCAACUCACAACCACCUUCUCAUCUGUCACAAUAUUUCACCCAACCACCAACACCACCACCCAGGGACCCUAUCCGAACCUCAUGCGUCGAUACAAGUUCAUGCAUAUCGCUCGAUCAGCAGGCACAGUCGGACUCCUAGUCAACACCCUUUCGCUAACCCAUACCAAAACUCUAAUCCAAUCCAUUGCUCAAAAAGUGAAAUCAGCGGGGAAGAAACAUUAUGUAUUCGUGGUUGGAAAACCGAAUGUAGCAAAAUUGGCCAAUUUUGAAAGUGUGGAUAUUUGGUGUGUUGUAGGAUGUGAUCAAGGAGGGAUUGUUGUAGAUGAGACAAAUGAGUAUUUUAGACCGAUUGUCACGCCAUAUGAGUUGGUGUUGGCCUUGAGUGACGAAUUAACCUGGACUGGGAAGUGGAUUGUCGAUUAUAAGAGUGUAUUGGAGAAUUUACAGGAGGUUCAAGAGGAGGAAGGGGAUGAGGGUGAUGAAGGUGAUGAGGAUGAGGACGCUCCGCCGGAGUUUGAUGCUGUUACCGGAAGAAUGGUGAGUACUUCUAGACCAUUGAGACAGAUUAAUCAUUUAAUGAUAUCUGCAACUGAAGAAGAGGAAGAUGGCAAUAGUAAUACCAAGCAAUUGGUAGAGAAGUUUUCUAAUGUCGUUGCAAUUAAGAAUACUAUAUCUACUUCUGCUAUUCAUUUACAAAAUAGACACUGGAGUGGAUUAGGAAGUGAUUUUCAAGAGAACAAUAAUGAAAGCGAUGAGGAAGGUGAAGGUGAUGAGGGUACAUUGGUAGAAGAAGGUAGAGGUGGUAUAGCUAGAGGAUAUGACUUUGAUAGAGAUGUACAUCUGUAG